This is a messenger RNA of Lodderomyces pseudojiufengensis, 945 nucleotides long. It is a transcript of the gene MAK16, whose product is annotated as ribosome biosynthesis protein. Lineage: Eukaryota; Fungi; Ascomycota; Pichiomycetes; Serinales; Debaryomycetaceae. Gene Ontology annotation, cellular component: nucleolus; preribosome, large subunit precursor. The coding region runs from base 1 to 945 and encodes 314 amino acids. The transcript has a single exon. Gene Ontology annotation, biological process: maturation of LSU-rRNA; maturation of 5.8S rRNA. The record is from RefSeq and is a predicted model, not a curated record.
AUGUCAGACGAAGUUAUAUGGCAAGUAAUAAAUAAUCAAUUCUGUGCAUUUAAAAUUAAAACAGAUAAAAAUCAAAAUUUUUGUCGAAAUGAAUAUAAUGUAACAGGUUUAUGUUCAAGACAAUCAUGUCCAUUAGCAAAUGCAAGAUAUGCAACUAUAAAAAAUGUUGAUGGAAAAUUGUAUCUAUAUAUGAAAACUGCAGAAAGAGCUCAUAUGCCAAAUCGAUGGUGGGAAAGAAUAAAAUUAUCAAAAAAUUAUAAUAAAGCUUUAAAACAAGUUGAUCAUCAUUUAAUGUAUUGGCAAAAAUUUUUAAUACAUAAAUGUAAACAAAGAUUAACAAGAUUAACUCAAGUAGCAAUAACAGAAAGAAGAUUAGCAUUAAAUGAUGAAGAAAGAACAAUGGUUGGAAUAGCCCCCAAAAUAAAAAGAAGAGAAGAAAAUAGAGAAAGAAAAGCAUUAGCUGCAGCAAAAAUUGAAAAAGCUAUAGAAAAAGAAUUAUUAGAAAGAUUAAAAAGUGGAGCAUAUGGUGAUAAACCAUUAAAUGUUGAUGAAAAUAUUUGGAAAAAAGUUUUAGGAAAAGUUGAUGAAGUUGAACAAGAAGAAGAAUUUGAUGAUGAAGAAGAUUUUGAAUUAGAAAGUGGUGAUGAAGAAGAAGAUGAAGAAGAUAUGGGACAAGUUGAAUAUGUUGAAGAUUCUGGGGAUGAUGAAAUUGUAGAUAUGGAAGAUUUAGAAAAAUGGUUAGAUGAUUCAAGUGAUAAUGAAGAAAGUGGGGAUGAAAGUGAUGAUGAUGAUGAUGAAAGUGAUGACGAUGAAGACGAAAAUGAAGAUGGAGUAUCAAGAAAGAGAAAAGCAGAAGAUAGUAAAUCUAAACAAAAGAAAAAGAGAAAACCAAGAGUGGAGAUUGAAUAUGAAGAAGAACCAUUACAAACAAAUAUAGCCAUAUAG